Eucalyptus grandis is the source of this 1706-nucleotide messenger RNA. RefSeq names its product probable inactive patatin-like protein 9. The transcript has 2 exons. Bases 299 to 1459 code for a protein of 386 amino acids. Lineage: Eukaryota; Viridiplantae; Streptophyta; Magnoliopsida; Myrtales; Myrtaceae. Gene Ontology annotation, biological process: lipid metabolic process. The record is from RefSeq and is a predicted model, not a curated record.
ACCACCACCACCACCACCACUCUCCUCCCUUCUCCUUUUCUUCAACCCUCAGAUCAACCACUACUCACUCCCUCACUCCCACAACAUCUUCCUCUGCACGGUUACAGUGCUCCUCCCCCCUUCCUCCGAAACCCCCCGUUGAGCUCCGGCCAGAGAGAGAACUGCUCAGAGAAGCAGCAGAUCCCGCGCCAUUAAUGCCCUCCCUCCUCCUCUGCGUGACCCUGCCCUCUUCACGCCACGACGUCGCUGCCCUCUCCCUUGAAUAGCUUCCCUUCACGCGCAAAGAGAGAACUUGAGGAUGGAGCUGAGUAAGGUCACCCUGGAGAUCUUCACCAAGCUCGAGCAGAAGUGGCUCUCCCACUGCUGCGAGCCCCCCCGGCGCACCCGCCUCCUCUGCAUCGACGGCGGCGGCACCUCCUGCGCCGUCGCCGGCGCCGCCCUCGUCCGCCUCGAGGACCAGAUCCGCCUCCGCACCGGCGACCCCGCCGCCUCCCUCUCCGACUCCUUCGACCUCCUCGCCGGCACCGGCCUCGGGGGCGUCCUCGCCGCCAUGCUCGCCGCCGGCGACGCCUCCGGCCGCCCGCUCUACUCCGCCCGCGAGGCCGUCGAGGCCCUCACCGCCCGGGCCCCCGAGAUGUUCCGGCCCGCGGGGAUCCUCUGCCGGCGACGGCGGAGGUUCUCCGGGAGGAGCAUGGAUAAGGUGCUGGAGGAGCUGUUCACGCGGGAGGACGGGAGGUGCCUGACCCUGAAGGACGCGCGCAAGCCCCUGCUGAUCCCGUGCUUCGACCUCAACAGCUCCGCCCCGUUCGUGUUCUCCCGCGCCGACGCGACCGACUCGCCGAGCUUCGACUUCGAGCUCUGGAAGGCCUGCCGGGCUACAUUGGCGACGCCGGGGCACUUCAAGCCGUUCGCGCUGGCCUCCGUCGACGGGAAGACCUGCUGCGCGGCCGUCGACGGCGGCCUGGUGAUGAACAACCCGACCGCCGCCGCCGUCACGCACGUGCUCCACAACAAGGGGGACUUCCCGUCGGUGAACGGCGUGGAGGACCUGCUGGUGCUGUCCCUGGGCAACGGAUCGGCCGCCGGCAAGGCGCCGCCGCGCGGCGGCGAGUGCUCGACGUCGGACGUGGUGAGCAUCGCGCUGGACGGAGUGUCGGAGGCGGUGGACCAGAUGCUGGGGAACGCCUUCUGUUGGAACCGAGCGGACUACGUCAGGAUUCAGGCGAGCGGGGUGGGAAGAGAAUGCCGGAAAGGGGAGGAGGAGGAGGUGCUGGCGGAGAGGGGGGUGGAGUCGCUGCCGUUCGGCGUGAAGCGGCUGCUGACGGAGACGAACGGGCAGCGCCUCGACGGCUUCGUGCAACGGCUCGUCGCCGCCGCCGCCUCGGGGAGGAGUAGCCUGCCGCCGAGCCCCUGCAAGGACUCGCAUCCCGCCGUUAGCCCCCUCGUUAACGGCCGUUGACUAAGCUCUCUCUUUAAUUUUUAUUUUAUUUUUUUGCCUUUUUCCUUGCCUUAGUCUCCUUUUUUUUGGGGGGGGGGUAGUUUUCCCACUUUGUUGUAACUUUGUGUAACGAGCCUCAGCUUAACUUGGCCUUUGCCUUUUCCAAUGGCUUUUUAGAUUUAGGUGGGAGCCAAUUAGCCUGAGAUGCGUCCCUCUCAAUGUGUAUGUGGCGAGAAGAAAAAUGGAGUUUCUUUAGCUGCUUUUGGUA